Paramecium octaurelia is the source of this 1193-nucleotide messenger RNA. The record is from the annotation of a GenBank genome assembly. NCBI's taxonomy places the organism in Eukaryota, Ciliophora, Oligohymenophorea, Peniculida, Parameciidae.
AUGAAAACAAUAAUCAUUGUGGCACUCUUAAUUGCUUUUUGCUUAGGGUAAAGACUAAGCUUCAACGAUGCAAAUUGCAAUAAAUAUUUGCUCAAGUUCGGAACAGCUAAUAAUGCUGAUGGAUCUGGAGCCACAAAGUUGGCUUUUACAGGGGAUGUUGCCUUUGUUACUGGAUCCACAGAUGUUAAGGUGAACCUUAGAUAUUCCGAUGUUGAUCUUUUCAAUGACCCAACGUAUUUCGGUCUUGUUUAAGAAGAUGGAAAAACAGCAGCUACCACAUGUCUUGAUCUUAAGUUAUGGAAAUUCACUUCGAAUACUUAUUCUGACCCAGUUUAGGUUACUGAUUUGCCCAUUACAGGGACAAAUAACUUCCAAAAACAAUGGAGAUAUUAUUCAUUCACAAUCCCAGGAAAGGAUUUAGGAACUAGAUUAGUUUAAACAACAAAUUCCAAUCAAUUUAUCUACAAAGGCUAUUAUGCUAUUGCUUAUUAUGCAGCAGGAACUGAUUAAGUGUAAUACACUUUCUUUUUUGAAUUCUCUCUCACUGUUGACAAAUCAAGUGGUGCUUCAGUUGACACAGCAUUCAAGCCAUUAACUUAAACAGCCACAGCAGGAUGUGCUGUUGGUGCAUCUUGCAACGCAAAAGCUGAUACAAUCUUAAAAUGGUGCACAGACUUAGCGUGCACAGCAUUUGCUCAACCAGAUUUGCACUUGAACGACUAGUUUGUUCUCCAAUAAGUCGUUACAACUAGCGGUAUGAACUAUUAUUUGACUGGAACUGAAGUAUGGUAUACUGGUAAUGGAUUGAAUAAGAAAGCAACAAUAGUUUCAGUUAAUAAUUCAGUCAAAGGUCAAGUAAUUAUCUAAUUAAAGGCUGAAAUUGCUUGGAGAUCAGUCACUAUCAAAGUUACCUCCACUUUAUCCAACACCUAAACAGGAGCAAGAAGACUUUUAACAGAAUAAAUUACCUAUGAUUCAGUAAGUGGACAAACAGAACCUAUAGAAUGCAUCAAGGCUGAAGGAUCAGAAAAAUGCCCAACAUGCGAUGAAGAAAAAGCUGCAAAUGGAUAUUCCAGCGAUGGAUGUGUCGAUGGAGAUAAUUCAUCAUCUAAUGGGUAUAUUUUAGCAGCAGGAUUAUUUGCCAUUUUUAUCAUGGUGUGAUUAUUUUUUAUGUAGAGGCAUUAUAAACAAAC